AUGGAGUACGCGCUCUGCUCCCCCGCCGGCUCGCCCGGCCCGUCGUCCCUACCCCCCGCGGCGGGCGGCACGCCGGAGGACGUGGCGCUGCUCCAUCUCCCUCCGCCGCCACCUCUGGGAUCAUCGCGCCUCGCCGACCGCCUCGAUGCCCUCGCGCCGCGGACGAGGAGGUGCUACAGGACGAGGAGGAGGAGCGCUAGCCCCGGAGCGGGUGGCCGGGCCCGUGCAACUCCGCCGCGGGAGCCGCAGGACGCGCCGCCGCUCCCUCUCCCUCCGCCUCCCCCGCUGGGAUCGUCGCGCCCCGAGCUGGCCGUGGUCCAACUCGAGGGCGACGGCGCCCCGCCUGCCGCCGCUGCCGGGUACAUGAGGAAGAGCGCCAGCCCCGGAGCGGGUGCGGGAGGAGGAGGCCAGCGCCGGCGGCGCCGGCGCUCCCCGACCCGGAGGUCGUCACCGUCGCCCAAGCGGUCGCGCCGCGGGAGGUGA
This is a messenger RNA of Panicum hallii, 483 nucleotides long. Its product is annotated as vasodilator-stimulated phosphoprotein-like. NCBI's taxonomy places the organism in Eukaryota, Viridiplantae, Streptophyta, Magnoliopsida, Poales, Poaceae. The coding region runs from base 1 to 483 and encodes 160 amino acids. The record is from RefSeq and is a predicted model, not a curated record. The transcript has a single exon.